GCUGGGUACCACCAGCCCGCUCGCGGCUAAUUAGGGUUUCGCCGCCUCUCCCUUCCGACCGCCGAGCGAGAGGGAGAGAGGAGAGCGUAUUGGGUGUAUUUGGGUUAGGGUUUUGAAGGGUUUUUGGGGUUUCUACGGUUCCGCCAUGGCUAAGUUCAACGUGGUGCAGAAGGAUCGGCGGAAGAGGAUCCAGGAGCGGAAGCGGGCGAUCCACGGCAAUCCGAGCACCCGCAAGCUCAAGCAGCAAACCGCCCCGGUCGCCAUCUCGGGCAAGCGCAAGCGCAAGCUCUUCAAGAAAUGGCGAAGAGAGCAAAAAGAGGCCAUCGAGAAGGGUUUGGUCACUAUGGAAGACGUCGAGAUGGCAGUCGAAGAAGGAUCUUCUCAGAGCACCAACAAGAAGUCUCAGAUGAAAAUUCAUUUAAAGAAGCCUUCAAAAAUCCAAAUCAAAAAAUUAAAAGGCAGAGGUAAAAGCAAAAGAAAAUCUUUCGUGCCACCAGCUGAGCCAGUAGAUGCGAUGGUAGAAUGAGUGGGACAAUGCUUCUAUCUCGUUCUAACCGAUCUUGUAAUUAUGGUUGCGGCACCAAGCCAUAUUUUCUGCAACCAUAUAUGUGGAAAUUUGCUUGCAGUGUUCAGCUACCUCUCUUCCUCUGAAUUUAAUCACGAAUUUUUAAGUGUGUUUGGUGGAACGGUUAAGUUUGAAAGCAAACCAAUUUAGGCUGUCAGUUUUCUUGUCAGAAUCAAUGCUUAUGUUCUGGAGUAAACGAGCUACGGUUCAUUCUAA
Messenger RNA from Elaeis guineensis (African oil palm), 781 nucleotides. RefSeq lists its product as uncharacterized. The record is from RefSeq and is a predicted model, not a curated record. Lineage: Eukaryota; Viridiplantae; Streptophyta; Magnoliopsida; Arecales; Arecaceae.